AUGAAUAUUCUACUAUUUGAUGUAAUAAGAAAUAUCAUUGUUAUACCUGGUUUACCUAACCAUUUAUGGUGUAAUAGUGAAACAAAACUGCCGAUCUAUCGUAUUAUAACCCAAAAAAAUAAUGGAAAUGAUGACAAUAAAACUGGUUGGUGCAAAUACCUCUUGAACAACUAUCUGUAUCCAUUUCUUCUAUGUGACUUUUGUAUGAACGUCUUGGCAGGUGUCAUGGCAUCACAAGUUUUUGUUUAUAACAAUGGUUUAUUGACAGGAAGAAUUGAAUAUUGCCUGAUUGUGGUAACCAUCUUGACGUUUCCGUCCAAACUAGAUGCUCUGCGAUUAAUAAAAAGUCGAUUUAUGAAUUUCUUCAAUGGUCCAGGGCCGGAACCUACAGUUCUAGCUGGUAUCAGACGUGUUGAAUAUUUUUAA
Molecule: messenger RNA, 426 nt
Organism: Rotaria socialis
Lineage: Eukaryota; Metazoa; Rotifera; Eurotatoria; Philodinida; Philodinidae
Source: the annotation of a GenBank genome assembly